AUGAAGCCAGCAGGCACCAUUCUGCUUUUGAUCAGCCUGGCCUAUUUGUUCCUCUAUGCAGAUGCUGUGAGCCAAGGAAGCUUUCAGGCUUUUUGCAGAAACUUUGAGAAGAAACUGGGUACAGAUGAAAAAACAUGCCCAAAGCUCAACAAACCAGUGUGUGGCACUGAUGGAAAAACUUACCAAAACCGCUGUGAAUUCUGCCGAACAGCCAUGGAAAGAAGUUUUGGAAAACUUGGUUUCAAACAUGAAGGGAAAUGCUGA
This is a messenger RNA of Cricetulus griseus (Chinese hamster), 264 nucleotides long. Lineage: Eukaryota; Metazoa; Chordata; Mammalia; Rodentia; Cricetidae. The record is from RefSeq and is a predicted model, not a curated record.